AUGGCAAAAGGUAUAACCGCAAAGCUGCUCCGGAGCAGCCUCUACACACUAACUAACAUCCGAACAAAACCAUCUUACAAGAAAGAAGCUGCUGCAACCGAAGAAUUAUCCGGAUACCCGCGUGUCAUCAACAUCAACCAACCCGCCGUCCCAGACGACACACAACAACCGCCAAUCUUCUGCACAAACUACGUCUCCACCACCAAAUACACCCUCUUCAACUUCCUCCCCAUUGCCUUGUUUGAACAAUUCAACCGUGUUGCCAACUUCUACUUCCUCGUUGCGGCCGGUUUAACCUUCACGGAUUACGCGCCUUUUGACUGGCCUAGCCAAGUUGUCCCAUUAGCUUUGGUGGUUGGGUUUAGUUUAGCAAAGGAGUUGUAUGAAGAUCUUCAAAGACAUUGGCAGGAUAUGACAGCAAACUGCCAAAAAGCCGCGGUUCAUGUUAAAAACGGCGGUUUUGAGACGAAACAAUGGCGAGAGGUUUGUGUUGGGGAUAUUGUGAAGGUUAAGAAAGAUGAGUUCUUCCCUGCGGAUUUGUUGUUACUGCAAUCUAGCUAUGAAGAUGGUAUGUCUUAUGUUGAGACCAUGAAUUUAGACGGUGAGACGAAUUUGAAGGUGAAACGCGCUUUGCAAAACCUGUCGUUGCCAGCCGCGGUUGAUGAUGAUAAAGCUUCACAUUUUAGUGACUUUCUAGCCACCAUUCGUUGCGAGAAUCCUAACUCGAAUCUUUACACGUUUACGGGUAAUUUGGAGUACAAUGGGCAUAUCUAUCCUCUUGAUCCUGCUCAGCUGCUUCUUAGAGAUUCAAAGCUUAGAAACACGGAAUUUGUUUAUGGUGUUGUGGUUUUCACUGGUAAUGAUACUAAAGUCAUGCAAAACACGACACAAUCGCCAUCUAAACGAAGCGAAAUCGAACUCCAGAUGGAUAAGAUAAUCUACUUGCUAUUCGGGUUGUUGAUAUUCAUCUCGAUUGUUAGUGCUUCAGGGUUUGGUUUAGCGGUUAGGAACACGAUUCGCUCAUGGUGGUACUUAGUUCCUGAGAUACCCGGUGAAGAUUUCGAUAUAAACAAUUUCGUUGCUUCGGGGUUAAGACAUCUUGUGACUGCGCUUAUGCUGUACGGUUAUCUUGUCCCGAUUUCGCUCUAUGUAUCGAUUGAGGCGGUAAAGAUUCUUCAAGCGAGAUUUAUAAACAAUGAUCUGCAUUUGUAUGAUGAAGUUACUGGGGUGCCAGCGAACGCUAGAACCUCGAAUUUGAACGAGCAGUUGGGGCAGGUUGAUACCAUUCUUUCUGAUAAAACCGGGACGUUAACAUGUAAUCAAAUGGAUUUCCUUAAGUGUUCGAUCGCAGGGUGUCCGUAUGGGAAACGACCCAGUGAAGUUGAACUCGCGGCUGCUAAACAAAUGGCGGCACAAGAUGAAUCUUCGGAUGGGAGUUUGAGUGAUAGUUCAUCUUUAGAAGCCAUUACCGUCACUGAUGAUGGUAAUAUUAACAAGAAAGCGUCGUCGAUCAAAGGGUUUAGCUUUCAAGAUGAUCGUUUAGAACACACGAAUUGGUUAAAAGAGCCAAACUCUGAUGUCAUAUUAUUGUUUUUCCGGAUUCUUGCUGUUUGUCACUCAGCGAUACCCGAAAUAAGUGAGAAGACCGGCGAGUUAACUUAUGAAGCGGAGUCACCAGAUGAAGGUGCUUUUCUUGUUGCAGCUCGAGAAUUCGGGUUCCAGUUUAUUAAACGGACACAAAACAGUGUCGUUGUUAAAGAACGCCUUAAGAAAGAUCAAGAGCCUGUUGAGAAAGAAUAUAGCAUACUAACUUUGUUAGAUUUCACUAGCAAGAGAAAACGGAUGUCAGUGAUUCUACGUGAUGAAAGCGGUCAACUUCUUAUGUUUUGCAAAGGUGCGGAUACUAUCAUUUUUGAUCGAUUAGCAAGUAACGGGAAAACGUACCUAGAAGCUACAACAAAGAACCUAAACGAUUAUGGAGAAGCCGGUUUACGUACGUUAGCCCUUGCUUAUAAAAAACUUGAAGAGAAAGAGUACUCGGAUUGGCACGAAAAGUUCCAUAAUGCUCAGAUUUCUAGCGGGUCAAAUCGAGAAGAACUUCUAGAAGAACUAUCGGAUGAAAUGGAAAGAGGACUAACGCUAGUGGGCGCAACUGCUGUAGAGGAUAAGUUGCAAAAUGGAGUUCCGGAAUGUAUAGAUAGAUUAGCGUUAGCCGGUCUCAAGAUUUGGGUUUUAACCGGUGACAAAAUGGAAACCGCGAUCAACAUUGGGUUUUCGUGUAGUUUGCUUCGACAAGGAAUGAAGCAACUUUGUAUCGUUGUAAGCGCGGAAAUGUUAGCCGAAGCUGCUAAAGAUGUCGUAAAGGAGAACAUUUUAUCACAAAUCACAACCUCCAUGCAAAGUAUCCAAAACAAGAAAGAACCUCACGCAGCAUUCGCUUUGAUCAUCGAUGGUAAAACGUUAACAUACGCGUUAGAAGACGAUAUGAAGUUUAAAUUCUUAAAUCUAGCGGUGAACUGCGCGUCUGUCAUAUGUUGUCGGGUGUCCCCAAAGCAGAAAGCUUUGGUGGUCAGGUUGGUAAAAGAAGGGACGGGGAGAACAACGUUAGGGAUCGGCGAUGGUGCAAAUGACGUUGGUAUGAUUAAAGAAGCGGAUAUCGGAAUCGGUAUUAGCGGUGUGGAAGGUAUGCAAGCGGUUAUGGCUAGUGAUUUCUCAAUCGCGCAGUUUCGGUUCUUGGAAAGACUCUUGAUAGUCCAUGGACAUUGGUGUUACAAAAGAAUCUCAAAGAUGAUAUGCUACUUCUUCUAUAAAAACAUAACUUUAGCCCUUACGUUAUUCUACUUCGAAGCGGAAACGGGCUUUUCGGGUCAAAUGCAUUACGAUGACUGGUACAUGUUGCUUUACAACGUGUUCCUAACGUCAUGUCCGGUUCUUGCACUAGGCGUACUGGAGAAAGAUAUAUGCGCCGAAUUCUGCCUACAGUUUCCGGCACUAUACCAACAAGGCCCGAAAAACUUGUUCUUCGAUUGGUACAGAAUAAUCGGGUGGUUAGCGAAUGGCGUGUACGCCUCUUUCGUGAUCUAUCUUGUGAACAUCCGUAUAUUUAGUCCAGAAUCCUUUCGUAAAGAAGGACAGACAGCCGAUAUGUACGUCAUAGGUACCGCUAUGUUCACAAGCAUCAUAUGGGUGGUUAACGUUCAGAUAUUUCUCGUGUCGCAUUACUUGACAAGCGUUCAGUUACACACGAUCUGGGGCAGCAUUGUGGUGUGGUACCUAAUCGUUUACAUCUACGGACUGAUGCCGGUGCAAUGGUCAGCUGGUAACAUAUAUCAGCAACUACCUGAAGUCCUUGGACCAGCGUAUAAAUUCUACUUAUCGACGGUGUUUGUUACGAUACUAUGCAACCUGCCAUAUUUGAUUCACAUAUCGUAUCAAAGAUGUUACAAUCCGGAAGAUCAUCAUGUUCUGCAGGAGAUGAAGAACAUGAAGAAAGACGUGACGGAUAGGAAGAUGUGGAAGAGAGAACAAGUUAAAGCAACGCAAGAAACGGAGAUAGGUCUAUCGGCUAGAGUGGAUGCAAGGAUGAGAAUGAAAGGAAAAACAACUAGAAAGUAUUCGUCGCUUGCUUAUAGUUCUUCGUAA
Messenger RNA from Helianthus annuus (common sunflower), 3642 nucleotides. Its product is annotated as probable phospholipid-transporting ATPase 4. Gene Ontology annotation, cellular component: plasma membrane. Gene Ontology annotation, biological process: phospholipid translocation. The record is from RefSeq and is a predicted model, not a curated record. Lineage: Eukaryota; Viridiplantae; Streptophyta; Magnoliopsida; Asterales; Asteraceae. The transcript has a single exon. Gene Ontology annotation, molecular function: ATPase-coupled intramembrane lipid carrier activity; ATP binding; magnesium ion binding. Bases 1 to 3642 code for a protein of 1213 amino acids.